Messenger RNA from Plasmodium relictum, 1854 nucleotides. It is a transcript of the gene DBR1, whose product is annotated as RNA lariat debranching enzyme, putative. Bases 1 to 1854 code for a protein of 617 amino acids. Lineage: Eukaryota; Apicomplexa; Aconoidasida; Haemosporida; Plasmodiidae. The record is from RefSeq and is a predicted model, not a curated record. Gene Ontology annotation, molecular function: RNA lariat debranching enzyme activity. Gene Ontology annotation, cellular component: nucleus. The transcript has a single exon. Gene Ontology annotation, biological process: mRNA splicing, via spliceosome.
AUGAUUAUAGCUAUUGUAGGUUGCACACACGGAGAAUUGAAUUUAAUUUAUUCAACUUUAAACAAAAUAGAAGAAGAAAAUAAUUUUAAAGUGGAUUUAUUAAUUUGUUGUGGGGAUUUUGAGUGUGUAAGAAAUAGUGUAGAUAAUGAAUGCUUAAAUGUCCCAAACAAAUAUAAAAAAGAAGAAAAUGAUUUUAAAGAUUAUUAUACAGGAAAAAAAAAAGCAAAAGUGUUAACAAUAUUUGUUGGUGGAAAUCAUGAAGCUAUGAAUGUAUUAAAACAAUUAUAUUAUGGUGGAUGGGUAGCACCUAAUAUUUAUUUUUUAGGAUAUUCUAAUGUUCACAAUAUAAAUAAUUUAAGAAUAGGUAACCUUAGUGGAAUAUAUAAAAAAUAUAAUUAUUAUAAAAAAUAUUGUGAAUGGUAUCCUUAUAACGAGCUAACUAAGGUGAGUGCUUAUCACAUUCGUAAAUAUGAAAUAGAAAAAUUAAAAUUAAUAAAAGAAAAAAUGGAUAUUGUGAUUACACAUGAUUGGCCAAACAAUAUUGAAAAGCAUGGAGAUAUAAAUGAUUUGUUAAGAAGAAAAUAUCAUUUUCAAUCUGAUAUUUAUAAUAAUACAUUGGGUAAUCCACAUACGGAGAUUUUAUUAAAUAAAUUAAAGCCUCAAUUUUGGUUCGCUUCUCAUUUACAUGUUAAAUAUUCUGCCAUUUAUUUACAUAAUGACCAAACUAACUAUACAAGAUUUCUUUCAUUAGAUAAAGCACAACCACAUAAACAUUUUUUACAAAUUUUAAAUAUUGAAAAAAAAAAUGAUAUUGUAUAUCUUAAUUUUAAUCAUUUGUCUAAUCUUAAUACUGAUAAUCAAAAUGUCAAAAAUAACAAUACUUACAAUCAAGAUGGUAAAAAUUCAGAAAAUAUAAAAAAUUCGCAAAAAGAAGAUAUACUGUUAGAGAAGAAUGAAAAUGCUGAUUUCAAUAAUGAGAAUAGUUCUACUGAUAAUACUAAUAAUAAUUAUGAAAUAAAAUUAAAAGAAGAUAAUGAAAAUUGUCAAGAAAAGGAGUCCUUUUCAAAUGAAAAUAAAAAUUAUGAAAAAGAAAAAUUAAUUAAAAGUAAAGAAAGUGAAAUAAAAGAAGAAAAUAAACAGCAAAUAGAAGAAAUAGAAAUAAAGGAGAAAAAUAAAAAGGAAAUAAUAAAAGAAGAUGAAGUAAUAAUAGAAGAAGAAAUAAAUAAAGAUGAAGAUAAUUAUAAGGAACGGGAAGCAACAAAAAAAGAACAAGAACAGGAGCAAGAACAAAAACAAGAAAAUGAAAUAAAAAAGGAAAAAGAAGAAAAUGAAGAGAAGGAAGUAGAUGAUAUAAAAAAUUGCGAAAAUAUUAAUUUUAAUAAUAAAAAAGAAAGCAAAAUGAAAAAUGAAGAUUUUAAAUUAGAUUAUAAGAAUGAGGAUUCAGUAGAAGAUAAAUGUUAUAUAUGUUAUGACUUAGAAUGGCUUGCUAUUUUAAAAGCAAAUCAUCACUUCAUUUCAAUUAGUAGUGUUAAAGAUUAUAAUUUAGAAGACUUGAAGUAUCCAACAAAAGAAGAUUUUCAAUUUGUUGAAAAUAAGUUAAAGAAUUUAGAUAAGAUAACAGUUGACGAUAAGGAUUAUUUUUUAGUUCACGGUUAUAAUAAACCAAAUUAUAAAAAUUUAUAUGAACAACGACAACUCUUUUUAAAGCGAUUUGAAUUGGAAGAAUUAAAUAUUUAUAAUGAAUGCGAAAUAAAUUUUUUUAACGAAGAAAUAAAAUUACUAGAAUCAACAAAAAAGGAUGAAGAUUUAAAUGAACAAAAUGAGGUUAGGUUAAGUUUGAAUAACCAAACUUAG